Molecule: messenger RNA, 687 nt
Organism: Perkinsus marinus ATCC 50983
Lineage: Eukaryota; Perkinsozoa; Perkinsida; Perkinsidae
Product: U2 small nuclear ribonucleoprotein A, putative
Exons: 7
Coding region: 1-687 (228 amino acids)
Molecular function (GO): protein binding
Source: RefSeq, a predicted model, not a curated record
AUGACAGGUGACGGAAGCGGCGGAACCGGCGAAUCUGCACCCGCGGAGCAUACAUCCCCACCGAUAGUGACGCCCGAGGCCUUCCCUCGCGUGCGGAAAAUGCGACUCAGCUUCUCUGGUAUAUCCCGUAUCUCCAACCUCGCGACACUGCAUAACCUAGAGGUACUCUAUCUCGAUAACAACUACAUCGAUAAAAUCUCGAACCUCGAGUGUCUUCCGAAUCUCAUGUGGCUUGAUCUAUCCUUCAAUCAAAUCACCAAGAUCGAAGGUCUUGAGAAGUUACCCAAAUUGCAGGACUUGUCGCUCUUCAACAACCUCAUCACGGAGAUCAGCGGUUUAGACGGCUGCCCGGAGCUUACUGUCCUAUCCCUUGGACGUAACCGUAUUAGAGAUCUGCGCCAUGUCGAGUAUUUGCGAAGAUUCAAGAAGCUGCGCUGCUUGUGUUUAGCUGGGAACCCUAUUUGCGACUCCAUCAGCUAUCGACAGCAUAUCUAUGCGUAUCUUGGACAACCUGGUCGCCUCAAGUACCUAGACUAUAUGCUAAUUGACCACACUGAGGCACAGACAGCAGCCGAGACCUAUCAUGUUGAUGAUCUUGCGGAACUGAAAGAGAGAGAGGUAGUUUUGGAUCGCAAGUACGAAGAAGAAGAGCGCAAAGCGAGGAAGAAACCGAAGGUUUCAGCGUAA